Molecule: messenger RNA, 650 nt
Organism: Penaeus vannamei (Pacific white shrimp)
Lineage: Eukaryota; Metazoa; Arthropoda; Malacostraca; Decapoda; Penaeidae
Source: RefSeq, a predicted model, not a curated record
UUUCAUUUACCAUUCUGACAGGGCUUCACUGGGUCGUGCAUCGAUGAAGAAAAUCAACUCCCGUAUACGAGCAGAGGGAAGCAGAUCCACCUCUCCACCUCCAUCAAAAUCCACCACGCCCAGUUGUACCUUGGAGGAUUCGACAAAUGAUGACACAAAAACCGACAACAUCACACCCUCCACUACCAUUACAAUAUCACCAAAUGGGGCUUCUACUGUUACUAUCAAUACUCCCUCUGUCAAUAAUAAUAUAAACAAUAAUAAUGUGAGCAAUACCCCAUGCAAUAAUGAGACACUUGAAGAGGAGGAAGAGGAGUGUCCCACACCACCCCUUCGCUCGUCCCAUCCAGUUCCACCAUUAAGAGGGGCAGUACGACGACAGCUGCCUUGGAGCCAGAGUGUGGAGUUAGUUGAGACUCCUGUUGAUGAUGAAGAGGAAGAUGAUGACAUACAUGCUCAUGCAAGAACACGCCGGGCUCACUCUUACAAUGACUAUGAGAACUAUUUUUAUAUUUAGUCUUUCUUUUAGUCACAAUGGAAACUGAAGUUAAUUCUUUUAUAGUCAAAAGUAGAGAAGUUACAGAAACAGCCAUAAUUUUGCUACUAUAUAUUCUUGUUAUGGAAGUUGACUGAAUCAAACUCAUUUGAAA